CACCACACACUCCUCCCUCAACUUUGUCCCUCCAGCCACGCACACACUGUUAGAGCUACUGUUUCUCCGCCGCGGUUAGGACACUAAAGCGGCCUCGGGUUUUUAAACUGUUUUGUGAAAGUCUGCAGUCCGACUGUGGACAAAAGCGAGUCCUGGGCGAAGAAGAGGAGAGGAAACCACGCUUGUGUAGUGAUUUUAUUACUGCGUCGCCACAGGACACAGAUGAUGGAGACCAAACUCUGGAUUGCCCUUUGCGCGCUUCUAGCGAUUUACUUGGGAUCCGCUGUACACGCUGAUGGGCAUACUCCUACCCCUUCUUCAAAAACUACUCCUAGUACUGUUCAAGCUACAGGGGCUCCAGUUCUGAACCAUGUGUCUAGUUUGGGCCCGGAUGCUGCCAAUCAUUCAGGGAGCAGCCCAGCGACAAACACAAGUUCCAAUGGCACAGUCAAUGUGAGCAGUAGCACAACUACAGAAAAUACAAGGAUCACCAUCAUAGCCGAACCAGGGAAAGAUAAUGUAACCGACAACGCCAUUAAGACCACAUUAGCAAAAAAUGAAAACAUCACAAAUACGACACUUUCCCCUUCUCAGAGCAGCCCCACCACAGCUGCUCCCAUUAAUAUCGGCACCACACACGUACUGCACACUUCUGCAGGUGCACCGGUCACCCCGACUCCCUCAUUAAAUCAAAACGCAUCACACCAUGAGACCAAAGCACCCCCUGCUACUUCUGCCCCAGCAUCGGAACCAACAAAGCCUGAAUCUAUCACUAACGCCACCACCACCAAGUCCAACACAAAUUCCAGCACCGCCUCCGUCCAAAAGGCCUCCACUUCCCAGCCAACGUCAAACACUUCACAGUCCAACAGACAGUCCACCCAGCCGAGCAUCCAGACCAGCUCCCACACCAACAACCCAUCAGAGCUCAACGUGAACGGGGACGGGACGGCCCAGAACUCUCCUGGAUUAGACCCCCUCCUGGCUGGUCUGGUAUCAGCCUUCAUCGUUGCUGCUGUCAUCAUCACUCUGCUCCUCUUCCUCAAACUGCGCCGAAGAGGCAACGGGCCGGAGUUCCGCAGGCUGCAGGACCUACCUAUGGAUGAUAUGGAGGACACACCUUUGUCCAUGUACAGCUACUGAUGAAGGCACAAUAGGAUGUUUGAUGUCCAAAUACCCUCGCAGAUUCCAGAAUCAGGCCACUGUGGUUGGUGAAGUUGGUCUCUCUUCCUUAAUCUGCACCAAACAGAAAGAAUCCUGGGUAGGUGUAAGCACAUUUCUGGAUUGCUUUAAGUUACCCAGAUCAUUGGCAAAAGGAUCCGAUUGAAACUGCAAUGGACAAUGAAGAAAAUAUCCAUGAUGUUGCCUUUUGGAUUUUUUUCCUAAAUUUGUCUGUUAUCACAAGUGUUCCCAAUUUUUCAUCCAUCCAUUCAUUCAUUUGUUCAUUACUGUAAACUUUACAUUAUUCAGCCCAUCUAAGGUUGCUGGGGUUGUGUAAUAUAUUUGAUUUCUCUAGAAUUGAAAAUAGGUUGUUUCAAAGCAGAAGAUCAUCUGACAUGGCCAUCGACUGAGCCUCUCCUACUGUGGCUCACUGGUUUAAUGUUGCUUUACCAGUUAAAGUCUGGCAGAAAUAAAGGCCAGCAAGCUAAAGAGAAGAAAUAAACAACACAAACCACCUGAUUAUAUUGUUAACAAGGUUGCACUUUACUUUUUUGAGGAGUGGAGAUUAAAAAACAUAAGUAGAAGAAUUUUCUGUGUAUUAAAGAUAAGGUUUUUGUGUACAUAGGCAGCAUAGCUGGGUGAACGUUUGUGUGUGCAAGUGUGUUAAAGAGGCAUGGGAGGUUUUAUUUAACUUCUUUUUUUUGUUACCUUAAUGGUUUUGCUGGCUUUUUUGCCUGAUUUUGAUAUGUGCAGUGUUUUAAGUCCAGGAGAGAGUGCCUUACACAGUACACGAACAGCUUUUAAUGUAUAUUGUUUUCAUAUUCCACAAAAACUAAUUUCCAGAUUAAGUAGGCAUUCCCAGUAACCAUUUAAACACACGCUCUGAGGGCCAAGUGGCUGCUAGGAGUCGUCUGUGUUUGAAGAUAAGCCUCAGGCAUGUUCACCGUAAGGCACUCUUUCAUACAAUGACAGACUGAUGUGCGUUAGUGGCCUUUCCACACAAUGUUUUUCAUUUUCCUGUGUAUUGUAAAUACUACUGAUCUGCAUCAAGCAAAAGAAUACGGAUAUAAAACACGUGGGGGAAAAAAUAUAAUGGGUGGAAAUGUGACAAACAGGACAACUGAAUCGCCCACAAUGACACAAAACACAUUUUAACUACUCUUUAUUUAGAAAAAAACAAAAACAAACAUUGUCCACUGAUACAAGUUAAAUUCUGGUUUAAAUCAUGCUGAUAAGUUUGAGCUACAGCUGUGUUUGUAGUUUAGUAUUUGUGCCACCGAAAAGGAAAAUGAAAGAAAAUUUGUGUCAGGCCAUAAAAGAUUCAGUGGUCUUUGGCAUAAAUUCUACACUUUUAAUUCUCAUCAAUCCUCAAACUCAUUCCUUUAUUUGGUGAGAGUAAUGGUUAUGCUAUAACCAUUUAAAAAGAUCUAAUGUAUAAGUCAGUCAUCAUUUUUAAGUCCUGUAUUGUCGGUUUCUGUAAAAACGAAUGCCGAAUGCUUUUCCUGAGGCUUUGCUGCCAGAUGUGAAUUAUUGGAUUGUUGGUGAUUUAUGAUUAAAGAUAUUUUGAA
This is a messenger RNA of Pundamilia nyererei, 2729 nucleotides long. Its product is annotated as putative protein TPRXL. The record is from RefSeq and is a predicted model, not a curated record. The coding region runs from base 223 to 1143 and encodes 306 amino acids. NCBI's taxonomy places the organism in Eukaryota, Metazoa, Chordata, Actinopteri, Cichliformes, Cichlidae. The transcript is spliced from 5 exons.